UUUUUCGUCUUGAAGAUCAUCAUCUCCCGUGUCACCGAACCUCCCAACUUCCGCCCAGAUGAAUUGAUACCACCCGGGCCAAGUCCAGACUCAAUGGCUCGUCUCGAUUCUACAAUAAGCGACUCGGCUCGGUUUUACAGGGGAGCGGUUCAAGUCAUGGUGUAUUUUGAGUUUUGUCACAGGCGCUCUGCAAUCACCAAUCAUCAUCGAGAGCGAUCCGAAGGACAGGCGACUGCAUAAAUCGUGUAACAUGCCGCAGAUCUCGCCAGCUUUAGACCUUCAGUCCCCGAAGCUCAAGUACUUAUGUGCAGUGGCAUGCCGUGCUUAAUACGUCCCGAUGUCUUGUCUACUGCGGCCUACCGCGGCUGUCGGCUGAUCCAUUCGAAUGCACUGUGUGAACUCAU
Molecule: messenger RNA, 404 nt
Organism: Mycena citricolor
Lineage: Eukaryota; Fungi; Basidiomycota; Agaricomycetes; Agaricales; Mycenaceae
Source: the annotation of a GenBank genome assembly